Molecule: messenger RNA, 1752 nt
Organism: Pichia kudriavzevii
Lineage: Eukaryota; Fungi; Ascomycota; Pichiomycetes; Pichiales; Pichiaceae
Exons: 1
Coding region: 1-1752 (583 amino acids)
Biological process (GO): mitotic cell cycle; positive regulation of transcription by RNA polymerase II
Cellular component (GO): nucleus
Molecular function (GO): DNA-binding transcription factor activity, RNA polymerase II-specific; RNA polymerase II cis-regulatory region sequence-specific DNA binding
Source: RefSeq, a predicted model, not a curated record
AUGCACACCCACCACCACCAACAACAAGAACAGCAUCAACAGCAACAGCAACAGCAACAGCAACAACACCCGCCACUCCCGCUUCCGCUGGCUCUCCCCCAUCCACACCCACAGUCCCUGACACUCCCUCACCCACAUCACUUACAACAUCAACAUCAGCUUCCAUACCAACACCAGCAUCAACAGCCUCCUCAACAAAUGUCUCUUCCUCUUUCGACACAUCUCUAUAGAGGACCCACUUACAUCUCUCCUUCUCAACACUCCCCCCAUCAUCCUCCACAGGGCCAACAGCUGCUCUACCAAGGUUAUCCGCUCUACUACCAGCAUUCUUCUCCAACUCCAUCCACACUUCCUGUCCCCGUCUCUGUCCCCGUCCAGCCUUUCCAAGGAGGCCAACCGAUCCAGCACCCCCAGCACCCCCAGCAUCCCCAGCCAGUGCAGUUGCAACAACAACAACAACAGCCACUAGUCUCUAAUGGAGGCAUCAAACCCGACACCAACACCAACACCAACAUCAACACCAACAUCAACGAAAACACCAAUGGGGAAAGUAAACUUCGACGUGGCCCAUGGUCCCCUGAAGAAGACAAACAACUACUUGAACUUGUAUCAAUGUUUGGAGGAGAAAAAAACUUGAAUUGGGUGAAAAUAUCACAAAUAUUAGAAACCAGAACUGCCAAGCAAGCUCGAGAGAGGUACCAUCAGAAUUUAAAGCCUUCAUUGAAUAGGAGUCCUAUAUCACCCGAAGAGGGGAGGUUGAUUGAGGAGUUGGUUGAGAAACAUGGGAAAAGAUGGGCUGAGAUUGCACGUCACUUGAAUGGCCGUAGUGAUAAUGCCAUUAAGAAUUGGUGGAAUGGAGGCGCCAAUCGUCGUAAGAGGUUGAAUGGCAAGAAAAAUGAUAAUGAUGGUAGAGAAGAAGGAGAAGAGGGAAUGGAAGGAAAAGAUGGGAAGGAUGUCAAGAAGGACGACAAGGAGAAAGGUGCAAUUAAUAGUCUGUUAUCCACGCAGAACCCCUCCGAUUCAUUGACCAAAUCAAACAGAUUCGAUCUGUCUCCAUCUACUGCAGAUAGAGAUCGUAAAAGAAAGGUACAUGAUGAAGGUACAUCAAAGAGGAGAAAUUCAAUUGCAUCUACGAGUAGCUUGAAUGGGAAUGCAGGCGUUCCAUUUUUAAGUCCUACUAGUUCCAACUCUUUAAAGUCCAAGAGUUCUAGGGCCUCCUCUGUAGGAUCCACCGAAUUCUUUGAAUCUCAUGGCCCGUUAUACACGGGUCCCAACAGUCGUCGUGCCUCCAUGUGGGCGUUCCCGCCUUCUUCAAGCCACCGGGGGUCGGUGGGGAGUAUUCCAGGCAACCACAAUCUAAGAAGGGCCAGCCUGAAUGUCAAUGCACAAAUGAGCUCUCGUAGGGGCAGUUUAGGAGGCCGGUUGUCAAUUACAAGUUUGAACCAGUAUGCUCUCUCACAGCAGCAUCAACAACAGCAUCAACAACAGCAUUCUCAGCAGACGUCGACAACGUCUCCUGCAUCGUCUCCCUCCCUGUCUGUCUCUACGGUGUCCGUGCCGUCAUCAACGGGGGAAACACUGUCGUUCAAGAAGAACAUAUUCAAGAAGGGUUUCAAUUUGGGAGCUACUCCUGUCUACCAGGAGGGAGGUAUCAAGGCGGUCGAAGGCCCCAAGGGAGAGAGUGACGGUCUGGAGCGUGAGAAGAAGAAGAAAGGCUGUUCCAAGAUGUCCAUUGCCUCUCUUGUUAGUUGA